Messenger RNA from Hyla sarda, 1457 nucleotides. Its product is annotated as prostaglandin reductase 1-like. Gene Ontology annotation, molecular function: 15-oxoprostaglandin 13-reductase [NAD(P)+] activity; 2-alkenal reductase [NAD(P)H] activity. Gene Ontology annotation, cellular component: cytoplasm. Gene Ontology annotation, biological process: prostaglandin metabolic process. The coding region runs from base 164 to 1153 and encodes 329 amino acids. The transcript has 10 exons. Lineage: Eukaryota; Metazoa; Chordata; Amphibia; Anura; Hylidae. The record is from RefSeq and is a predicted model, not a curated record.
CUGGUUAGAUACUGGAGGAGUGGCCGGACACCAACACAGGGGGAAGUUGUGUAAGGACUUCUGUUCCUGUGCUGAGCAACCUAUGGUCUAGACGAGACUUGUUCAGCAGCACGUUUUUCGUACAAGAUCCAAACAACACCUGGGCUUGGCUUUAAGCAGAAAAAUGGUUGUAUCUAAGUCAUGGACAAUGGUAAAGCACUUUGAGGGUGCACCGAAACCUGAGGACUUCAAGCUUAUAGAAAAAGAGCUGCCGCCACUGCAAGAUGGAGAAUUUCUCCUGGAAUCCGUUUUUUUGAGUGUAGACCCAUAUAUGAGACCAUAUAGUAGACGGAUGUUAAAAGAAGGUGAUGUAAUGAUUGGAUCCCAAGUUGCCAGGAUAUUAGAAAGCAAAAAUUCAGCAUUCCUAGUAGGUGAUUAUUAUGUUUCGAACUCAGGCUGGACAACACACUUUAUAUCUAAUGGCACAGGAUUAAAAGCCCUGCCUUCUGAAUGGCCUGAAUCUCUGCCCAGAUCUCUGGCACUUGGAGUAGUGGGCAUGCCUGGUGUAACUGCAUAUUUUGGACUUUUGGAAAUCUGCAAUCCAAAGGAAGGAGAGGUCGUUCUUGUCAAUUGUGCUGCUGGAGCAGUCGGGUCAGUUGUGGGACAGAUUGCCAAGAUCAAAGGUUGUAAAGUAGUUGGAUCUGCUGGUUCAGAUGACAAAAUCCAAUAUUUGAAGGAAAUUGGUUUUGAUGAAGCUUUUAACUACAAGACAGUGAGCUCUUUGGAAGAAGCUCUGAAGAAAGCAUCUCCGGAAGGCUAUGACUGCUAUUUUGAGAAUGUUGGAGGGAAGUUUGCUGAUGCUGCCCUGCCUCAAAUGAAGGAUUUUGGAAGAAUUUCUGUGUGUGGUGCUAUAUCCAUGUAUAAUGAUGCAGUGCCUCCCUCAGGACCUUACAUACAACCCAUCAUUCUUUUUAAACAACUCCGUAUGGAAGGCUUCAUUGUGACUCGCUGGGCAGACAGAUUUAUGGAGGGACAAAAACAACUCCUGCAAUGGGUUUUAGAGGGUAAGGUAAAAUAUCAUGAACACAUCACAAAAGGUUUUGAGAACAUGCCGACUGGAUUCAUGGGGAUGCUCAAUGGCGAGAACACUGGAAAAGCAAUUAUACAAGUUUAACCCCUUCAUGACCCAGCCCAUUUUCACCUUCAUGACCUGGGCAUUUUUUGAAAAUCUGACCACUGUCACUUUAAACAUUAAUAAUUCUGGAAUGCUUUUACUUAUCAUUCUGAUUCCGAGAAUGUUUUAUCGUGACAUAUUCUACUUUAUGUUUUUGGUAAAAUUUCACUGAUAUUUGCAUCCUUUCUUGGUAAAAAAUCUAAAAAUUUCAUGAAAAUUUUGAAAAUUUAGCAUUUUUUAACUUUGAAAGUCUCUGCUUGAAAGGAAAAUGGAUAUUCCAAAUAAAUUACAUAUUGAUUCACAU